AUGGUCGGCGCUACGGCUGGAGGAAUCUCGACGUUUAACAUCCAGCAUGGGUAUGUGGAGGCGCUUGUGCGUGGCUUUCGCUUGGGCUUCUUAGAUGACGUGGACUACCAUCAUCUUACGCAGUGCGAGAGCCUCGAAGAUGUAAAGCUGAACUUGCAGGAGACAGACUAUGACCAGUUCCUAGCAGACGAGACAUUGGGGACUAUCUCGCCCAGUUUGAUCCAGGGCGGCACGACCAACAAACUUGUGGACGAGUUCAACUUUCUACGUGCACAGGCGAUGGAGCCGCUGGGCAAGUUCCUCGACUUUAUCACGUACGAAUACAUGAUUGACAACGUGAUCCUCCUACUCAAAGGUACUCUCAACGGUCGCGACGUGAACGAACUCAUUGGACAGCUCCACCCACUUGGGAAGUUUGACGAGUCCAUCAUGCGCAGCAUGUGCUCGUUCGAGCCGAACGCCAAGGGCUACUCGGACUUGUACGAGACCGUAUUGAUCGAUACCCCCAUCGGAUCAUACUUUAGCCAGUUCCUGGAAGAAAGUGCCGGUGGCGACCGCAUGGACGGCACGUCGGACGUGCGCAACGUCCUGGAGGAGGUGCAGAUGGAACUUAUCAAGAAUAGCAUGCUGAAGUUGUGGCUUGAAGAUUAUUACAAUUUCUGCCAGGAGAUUGGUGGUGACACGGCUGUCAUCAUGGGCGAGAUUCUCAAAGCUCGUGCCGACCGCAUCGCCAUCAAUAUCACGCUGAACUCAUUCGGCACGCCGUUGAACGAGCCUGCGAUGCGAAUUUCAGACCGCAAGCCGCUGUAUCCAUCCAUCGGCACGCUCUAUCCGGACACGACGGCAGUGUUAGCAGAAGCUGGCGAUGAAUCUGCGCUUGGCUCGGCACUGGACUCGUUUCCAGUGUACCGCAAGAUCUGGGAGGUGCAUCAGGGCGAAGGCGUCGAUAGCAAGUCGAUCGACGACGCGUUCUACGAGCGUGACGUCCAGAUGGCUGAACUCGCGUUCCAGAGCCAAAUGCACUUUGCCUGCUUCUAUGCGUACAUCAAGCUGAAAGAGCAGGAGGUGCGCAAUCUGGUGUGGAUCUCCGAGUGCAUCGUACAGAACCAGCGCGACGCCAUCAACAACUUUAUCCCGAUUUUCAGCGACACUGCGCCGUGGCGUGGCAAAGGCUCGAGCAAGCAUUAA
Molecule: messenger RNA, 1188 nt
Organism: Peronospora matthiolae
Lineage: Eukaryota; Oomycota; Peronosporomycetes; Peronosporales; Peronosporaceae
Source: the annotation of a GenBank genome assembly